AUGGGCUACAUCACACAAUUGACGUGCGAUGUGCGCCAUGUAAAAGAGACAGACAACAUCAUCGCAGGCACCCUCUUCUGCAUUGUCAUGGUUUCUGUUGUACCUGACGCUAGAAUUGAUUAUCAAGCCAUGGCAGAAGCACAGGAACGGGAGCUUAAGACUAACGACACUGAGUUCUGGAACGAAUUGGAGAAACUCACUCGGAUUUGCCUUAGUAACGAGUAG
Protopolystoma xenopodis is the source of this 225-nucleotide messenger RNA. NCBI's taxonomy places the organism in Eukaryota, Metazoa, Platyhelminthes, Monogenea, Polystomatidea, Polystomatidae. The record is from the annotation of a GenBank genome assembly.